AAAUGAUGUAAGGAAUAAUUCAAAUACUUUCGACUGAACAAAGAAAGUUUGAACAGUAUGCGACUUACGACAUUGUGACAACAAUGAGAUUGAAACUAUGGCAGAAAGAGCUCAUCUUAACAUUAGAUGAAAUCUGGAACAUCCCUUUGUGGGCAGGCACUUAGCGGAAUCAAACGAUUAAUUUCGGCAAUAAACUCAUGGUAGUCGCCUUUAUGUGCUGGACUGGACUUGCAAAAAUAGUGUUAAGUAUCCUGUAAAGUAUUCCUGAAAAUUUGAAGAAAAAUUAUUUAUCCACUACUGAUCCAACUAAUUUCCAAGAGGCACAUUUGUAAAACCUGUACACAGGAAAAUAUUCCACACAUUAUGCACAUCUUCCUCGUUCAUACCACCCUCCUGGACCAAUAUCACAUAUCAGAUUUGGACAAUGAAUUACAUACAGGGAAUUAUGUAUGUAGUACAUAUUUAUAUAUUGAAGCGUCGCAUAUCAAUAGUUAUAAUACAAAUAUUAAAAGGAAGAAAUUUCUGAAAAAAGUACGAUUCUCCAAAUAAAUGAAUAAAACACUGGAAUACAGUCUAACGGUAUAUUUUCUAAACAACAAUUAUGAAAUAGCCAUUGUAAUAUCAGUAUUAACUAAUAUUAGUGGAUAAAAUAAUUAUAAUAAUCGUCAAACUGUUAUAAAUCACCAUUGAUCUCAAGGUGUUGCCUGACAAUUUAAGACUAAAAAAACUAUUAUUAUCUGUAGCAACAUGUUGCAAGAGUAUAAAAAUUCGAUAUAUUCUAAUAGUUCAUUGACCUACAAAUAAUGCAAAAUCGUUCUUGGACUUGAGGAAUCUUCCAUGUAGAAUACUGUAUUUAGAUAGAUAGAUAGAAGUUUAUAUUAUAUAUACAAUUACAACUCGCAGAGAAUCAAAUUGGCACCUUUCUUUUGUCCCCUCUACAAUUUAGAGCAUAAUAUUUCAAGUACUAAUAUUUAUAACACCGCUCACGAGAUUGAAUUUAUCAGUAAAUAGUUUUAUCAAAUACUCUCAUGUUGAACUACAUAAAUCCGGGAAAAUACAUAACGGCGUUAUACCUAAACAAGGUAUAAAUAGGAACCAUUCAAGUUUAGUGUUCAUAGAAAAGAGGUGUUAUAAAUUAAACAUCUUGCGGUUAGUUGCGGAAAGUAGUCAGUGCAAUCUUAAAGACAUUUUGAAAAAUCAAAAGAUGGUUGGUACUUCAAAGGAAAAACGCAUCUUUAAACAGUAUGAACCAACAAUUUGUUACAAUAAGCCGCCUUCGGCACAAGUCGAUCCAGUGGAAUAUGACAACAAACGGCUUCAAAUGCUUUCAGGUGAGAUCGCCGAAACACUGAUCGUACCAAAGCGCACCGCGCGCACAUGGACAAUGCAGGCUGGCGAUUUGUGUCGUAUUACUGUCUGUGAAGGUUCACAGGUGGGAGAUAUGAAUUUCUGGAAUUCGGACAAUAUCAAGGAACACUUCUACUCAGGCAAGACACGCCAGUUGCAUAGUACACAUCUCAAAGUUUACGAUCGCUUAUGGAGUAAUUUCCCCUAUUUGCGACCAAUGGCUACACUCGUUUACGACACGCUAGCGGAUUAUGGCAUCGACGAGCAUGGUGGUGCGCUGCACGAUGUAGUUGGUACGCGUUGUGAUGAUUAUACAUACAAAUUAAUUACCGGUAAAGAUCGUGUGGGCAGCUGUCACAGUUCGCUAACGAAAGCGGUGGUCCAGGAGCGUGGUAUGAAAGAGGAAGAUGUGCAUGACGUAUGGAAUAUUUUCAUGUGCACUGGCUUUACGAGAGAUUCUCAACAAUAUUUUUGCAAGCCAAGCCCAGCACGUAAAGGAGACUAUCUCGAGUUUAUUGCCGAAAUUAAUCUAUUGAUUGCGCUAAGUACCUGUCCACAAGGUGAUGUUUCAAUAGUGGUCGGUGAGGAAGUACCCGAUGAGAUAUGUCAUCCACUGAAGGUGGAAGUUUUUCGCAAAAAUAAUAAUAAUUAACAAUUUACAUACAUAUACAUAUAUUGGAAAAAAAUAUGCCAUAGUUUAAAAAAUAAACUACUAGAUACCUGUUUAGCACAAAAAUUAAUA
Molecule: messenger RNA, 2089 nt
Organism: Bactrocera oleae (olive fruit fly)
Lineage: Eukaryota; Metazoa; Arthropoda; Insecta; Diptera; Tephritidae
Source: RefSeq, a predicted model, not a curated record